This is a messenger RNA of Owenia fusiformis, 3449 nucleotides long. Lineage: Eukaryota; Metazoa; Annelida; Polychaeta; Sabellida; Oweniidae. The record is from the annotation of a GenBank genome assembly.
CUGUAACCCAGACCAGGUACUGAAGAUGUAGACCAAGUUGGCUAACUUAGACGUUUAUGCCGUAUAAACUGAUUCAGCCUUUUUGACAAUUGUGCAGAAUGAGACCAUAUUAGCGAGGGAUUGUGAACGGACAUAUCAUUAUUACCACAUCAGGAAAUACGAGACAGGCAGUAAUUUGCCACAAGGGUAUGAGCUUAACAUAAAAAAAAGUAAUUUUAGAUCACAAAAGUAAUGCCCAUAACUGCUGGGGCUACAAGUUGCUUAAUUAACAAUGCUGAUGAUGAACCCAUCCCAGAGUUCAGGGGGAGGCAUCUCCUUACCGCUUACAACUGAGUAUUCUAUCAAACAACACGCUGCUGAUCUUGUGGCAGGUUGUGCUUCAGGAUUGGACGUAAUAGGCUCAGAUAUUGCUGUCGCAUUGAACGAAUAUAAUACCAGUCCAUACAGCUAUUCAACGGAUGAAGAUAUCGAACAAGAUCACCAAGCUGUCUUAUUAUCAUUAUUUCCACAUGAUAUUUCAAGAACACCUGAUAUGCAAGGUGCCGAUUUAGGGAUGGCAUCACAGAGUGAUUUGCUCAAAGAUAAAAAGGCAGCAGAUACAAACUGGAUAAGCAAUACAGAUGUGUCAUGUUCGAAUAUAGUUCCAUCCAGUUCUCAAAAUUUCCUAAGUGGGUCAGUGACGGCACAAAUGGCCUCAGAAGGAGAUGGAAAUAUUUCGCAAUGGACUUUUUUCGAGGAUUCUUUGACAGGUUUGAAGUCAUCGAGGGAUUCUCCAUCAUUAAAAGCGACUUCAUCAUACAGUGCAACUCGGUCUAUAUGUUAUGACCCAUAUAAAACAUCAAGGGCUUCACAGCUUUCAUCCAUCAGUCAUACUAUUGCAUCCCAUUCAUCACCAUACAGUUGUAGUUCAUCACAACACAGUGAUAUUAUUCCGUGCCAAAAAGACUUACAGAUGGAGCCAUUAGAUUUGCAGCAGAAGUCUAAUGUUGUUAACGAGUCAACACAGGAGAUUCAUAGUAAAACUGCAGUCUCACCAAUGAUAUCCCAGAUUGAGAACAUGCCUCUACAAACCGAUUUGAAUAUUUCCCAGUUUUCACCCUUGAUGUCACAGGAUGACAUUGAAAUUCAGGCUCAAGCUGAUCCACAUAAGCAAUUCCUUGAAUCACAAGACUCUGCUCAAAUUGUUGAUCCAUAUUUUAAAUCUGUGAUACCAUUCAAUAAGCCAGUCGAAUCCCCAUCUAGUAGUGAUCACAUGGUCUCGCAGAAUGAUCCCUCGUUGACAUCAUAUGCACCUCACAAUGUUCCACGACAGAGUCCUAACCUAUCAACUGUAAAAGUGGAAAGUACCAACAGCCAAGACUCUAGUUCUUUAAACUCAAAUUGUGCCUUUGGUGGAACACUCAGUGAUACUCAAAUAAUUGAGAUGGUCGCAAGGGAUGCUGUUACAACACAAGAUAUCUCAACCACAAACACCAAGCUAACGCCUGACCAAAAGUUGCCGACAUUAGACCCUAUGUUACCACCAUGUAGGGUGUGCGGAGAAAAGGCAUCGGGUUUCCAUUAUGGAGUAAAUACAUGUGAGGCAUGUAAGGGCUUCUUUCGACGGAGCCUUCAACGUCAAGAGAGUUAUAAAUGCUCGGAUAAAGGAGAGUGUUCAAUAGAGCCUGGGAAGCGUAAUGCUUGUGCCUACUGUCGUUAUCAUAAGUGCAUUUCUGUUGGAAUGUCAAAAACAGCAAUCAAGACAGGACGUUAUACACAUGAGAAAAAGGCACAGGAUAUUCAGGAAGUUAAGAGACUUAAACGGAAAGGCGCUUCGCGAGAACACAAUAUUCAAACAAGUCGGAAAUUGCUCAAAUACCAGAAAAUAGUACAUGACCUACUGACAAUCUCCAAUGAAACUCGACAGGCUUUAUCCAUAGAUGGAGGGGAUCCUUUCGCAAACUUCAAGGAAAAACAGAAAAUAUAUGUGGAGGCAUUUAUGGAGCAAACAAAAAAACAUGGUGAUCCGCUUUCAAAACAGGAAUAUCACGCUUACUACAGGCAAACAGGGGUUGAUAUAGAUGGCCGAAGGAAUUUAGUUGAAGUGCUCUUCCAGAAAAUGGAAAACCCAAUUAAACGUUUAAUUAAGUUUGCAAAAGCUGUUCCUGGAUUUGCAACCCUCCACAUAGAUGACCAGGCAAUGCUGAUUAAAGUAGUCAGAUUUGAAGUUUGGUUUCUGACACUCUUCAAACUGAUGUCUCCAGAACUGAACUGCCUAACCUCUCUACAUGGGAGAAUCCUACACGUCGAAGAGAUUGCCAAGGUUUGGGACAGAGAAUUUGUAGAGGAAAUGCUCCUCCUAGGGGGAAAGUUUCAAAAGAUGAAGCUUGAACAAGAUGAGGUUGCAGUUUUGAAAGCCAUUUGCAUUAUGUAUUCAGAUCGAUGUGAACUGACUGAUUAUGCAGCUGCAGAGGUGGCUUUCUACGAACUAGUUGAACUUGAACAGUUUCUGUUCCAGAAAAACCACCCAGAAGAGAAACAAUUCUUUGCCAAAAUAGUCGGGCUACUAACAGAACUUCGAAAACUGGCACAUCUAAAUUAUAAAUGUGUCGAGAGUAUAAAAACAGAUUAUGCAGAUGUGAAUUUUCCACCGAUAUUUUACGAGGUUUUCAACAUGUGAUUGAGCUUGUGAUGCCAAUGUAUCGUGAAUGUGAAAUUUGAAUAAUGCUCAACUGGCUAGAUGAGAAGAUACAUAUACAUUUACAUUCAAAUGCUAAAAUGAAUGAAAAUUAUUACUGCUCCACCUAUUUCGAUAUGACAAUUAGACACGUUCCCAUAAAGAGACGAUGGAAUAUGGGAUCUCACAAUGUGUUUACAUCAUGGUUUUAGAAAGGAGGAAAUAUCUAUUUGGUUUGCGAACUGUAUGAUUAAUGUGAUGAUUGAUUGAUGUAAACUAAAAGGAAAUCAAUUUGGCCAUCGAAUCAUCAGGAUGUAAAGAGGAUCUUUCGGGGACUCUUAAAUGUAUUGUACCUUAUGCAAUAUUGUGGAAGGAAAUUUUAGUCUGGGGGGGCUUAUACCUUAUGCUUUGUAGGGCCUUAUAGCUAAUACAUUAUUUCAUAGACCCCGUCCCCCUUAUAAAGUAAAUAUGAAUGUAGUUUAAGCUUCAUCAUAUAUAUCAUAUAUUAUGUAACCGCAAUAUCUUUUUCAAGGGAAGUUACUGUAAUUGUUUUGUGAACAAUUAGAUUUAGCAUGGUGACAUAUUAUUAAAAUUACCUUUUUUUAACCAGUGUGCAAUGUCUGACAGCCUGUGGCAUUGUCUAGAAAUUGGAUACAGCUUGAUGAUAGAUUUUGUUGAGUAAUUUUUGAUUCUUUUUCCUGUAUUUAUUUCAAACUCCAUCUCCAUUAUACUAAAAUAUCAUGGUUGUUAUACUAAAUUGUCACAAUGGUCAUACUAAAAUGUCAUGGUGGUC